AAAGAAGAGAUAAAAGGUAACCAAAAUGGAGAAGAGAGUGAUGACAAGACCGAACGUACAAUAAAAAAUUUACGUAUAACAUCUGCCACACCGUUAGAACAAAAUACGGAAUUACUACCAAAUGAUGAACAAGAAAAAAAUGGGACAUCGACAACAUCAUCGGAAAUUGUCGGAGAUGAUGGAAUCAAAUUUAUAGGUAAAGGUAUUAAUAGUGUUAUUGAUGGUAUACAUAAAGUAAAGGAUAAUGAAGU
Molecule: messenger RNA, 251 nt
Organism: Dentiscutata erythropus
Lineage: Eukaryota; Fungi; Glomeromycota; Glomeromycetes; Diversisporales; Gigasporaceae
Source: the annotation of a GenBank genome assembly